Molecule: messenger RNA, 1311 nt
Organism: Diplodia corticola
Lineage: Eukaryota; Fungi; Ascomycota; Dothideomycetes; Botryosphaeriales; Botryosphaeriaceae
Product: arginine-trna-protein transferase
Exons: 6
Coding region: 1-1311 (436 amino acids)
Biological process (GO): protein arginylation
Cellular component (GO): cytoplasm
Molecular function (GO): arginyl-tRNA--protein transferase activity
Source: RefSeq, a predicted model, not a curated record
AUGCAGGCCCCGGCCGCGGGCGCUGGACCCGCCUCGCUCCUAACGCCGCUCGGCGCUGCCUACUACGUGAAGAGCAAAACCCUGGACGUUGCGCACUAUCAAGCGCUUAUUGACCGAGGCUGGCGACGAUCAGGCACCCUCCUCUACAAACCUGACGUUCGGAGAGCUUGCUGCCCGCAUUACACAAUCCGCCUCCCGGCCGCCUCUUUCAAACCAACCAGAGAUCAGCGACAGGCUGUCAACCGUUGGAACAGGUUCGUUCUGGGCGAUUCCUACUUGAACGAGGCCAAGAAGCUGCAUCCCAAGACCAAAGAAGAAAAGGCAAAGCAGCGAAAUGGCUUCAACCUCUAUGAUGUCAUACAUGAGGCCGAAGAUUUGAAUGUGAAGAGGCCACCCGAGCCUGCUCACCGCUUUGAGGUGACGCUGGAGCCUGACAGCUUCACCGAUGAGAAGUUCCAGCUCUUUUCAAACUAUCAGCAAGCCGUGCACCAUGAAGAAGCUCAUAAGGUCACGCAAGGAGGCUUCCGCCGCUUCCUGUGCGACUCGCCACUCCAACGUCGUGCAGCUGACGGGUCCUCGACCCGUCUAGGUUCGUUCCAUCAAUGCUACAGGCUCGAUGGGCGCCUCAUUGCCAUUGCUGUGCUGGAUCUUCUCCCGCAUGCCGUGAGCGGUGUAUACUUCAUCUACCACUCGGACUUCGAAAAGUAUUCUUUGGGGAAGAUAAGCGCUCUUCGUGAAGCCGUCUUGGCUGAAGAACUGGGCCUCCACUUCUACUACAUGGGCUACUACAUCCACAAUUGUAAGAAGAUGCGGUACAAAGGCGAAUAUCAGCCUCAGUAUGUACUCGAUCCGGAGUCAUAUGAGUGGAACGAGCUCAACGGUGAGCUUCGUGCGCUAUUGGAUGAGAAGAAGUACGUGUCGUUAUCGCGUCAGAGACAGAGCAAGGGGGCAAAGGUGCUCGACAACGGAGGAGAUACCCCUAUGCCGGAGGCAAGUUCAGACGAUGACUUCGACGGCAAGCACCUGGAUUCUCCGGUGCUCGCCGCGGCAGCUGCUGAUGACGGCCUCUCCCUCAUGGAACUUGGCGUUCCGGGUGUGCUGAAAGUAGAUGAACUAUUGGAAAAGAUCAGUCUGGAUAAGAUCAAGAUUGGUAUUCCCAGUGCCGGCAUAGUUGCGGAUAUGGAGGAUCUCGUUACAUGGGACAAGGGAACGAUCACAGACAAGACUUCACUCAAAGGCCACAUCGCGGAGAUGGCUGCAUGUCUUGGCCCUGAGGUCGCAAAAGAGAUGAUAGUCCAGCUGGGUGGAUGA